Messenger RNA from Trichoplusia ni (cabbage looper), 2698 nucleotides. It is a transcript of the gene Acox3, whose product is annotated as peroxisomal acyl-coenzyme A oxidase 3. The record is from RefSeq and is a predicted model, not a curated record. Gene Ontology annotation, cellular component: peroxisome. The transcript has 13 exons. Gene Ontology annotation, biological process: lipid homeostasis; fatty acid beta-oxidation using acyl-CoA oxidase. The coding region runs from base 299 to 2392 and encodes 697 amino acids. Lineage: Eukaryota; Metazoa; Arthropoda; Insecta; Lepidoptera; Noctuidae. Gene Ontology annotation, molecular function: pristanoyl-CoA oxidase activity; fatty acid binding; FAD binding.
UUGUUUUAUUUAUUUAUUGACUAUUCAUAAACUUUAUUGUAUGUUAAAGUCCAAAAGGUUUGAUAAGUAAUUCGACGUACAUACAUUAUCAAAGUUAUUUGGAGUCAUAAAUUAAAAUUAUAGAUAAAGUAAUCUAGUACAAGUGCGAAGCAAGAAAUCGUGUGAUCAUGAUCAGUGUUCAAACAUUACACUCGUAAACUGGUUUUGUGGUGACUUUUGGACUCUGAAUAACAUAGGCUUGUGAGGCGAAGUAUAUAUUAAAAAAAUAUAGUUUAGUGCUUCAACUUAUACAUAAAAAAUGGCAGAACAAAAGCAGAAAGUUACGGACGAGCAAUUGAAGCAGUAUUUACCUGAUUUACCAAGUGGCCCAUUAGAUAUUUAUAGAAAACAGGCCUCGUUCGACUGGCGGCGUAUGAAACUCGCUUACGAUAACUUAAACACUUUGAAGUUGAAAAAUGAUAUAUGGAAGUUCAUGGAGAGCAACCCGCUGUUCAAGCACACGGAGGCUACCCGAGUCCUGGAUGAUGAGAGGCACAUCACCACCAAGAGGAUGUACACUUACUACAAUGAGAAGUUUUUGGGUUUUGAAAAGAUAAUCGAAGACCCCCAAGCAUUCCAAGCUGAGAGCGAAGCCUUAUUCAUGUUCGACAGCUCCUUCGCCGUGAAAGUCUCACUGACUUUCCGUAUGUUCAGUAAUGCUAUCCAAGGCAAUGGUCAAAGUCAUCACUACCAUCUCCUAGAGGCCGCUGAAAAGGCAAAGAUAGGAGGAUGCUUCGCCUUAACCGAAGUGUCACAUGGCUCUAACGCGAAGGGAAUGAGAACAACAGCUACUUAUCUACCGGAGAAGAGGCAGUUUGUUAUGCAUAGUCCCGACUUCGAAGCCGCGAAGUUCUGGGUUGGGUCUUUAGGUAAAUGUGCAACUCACGCCAUCGUCUACGCGAUGCUGGUGUCGAAGGGCAAAAACCAUGGCCUGCACACGUUCGUAGUCCCUAUUCGCGACCCGACUACCUUGAAGCCAUACCCAGGAGUUAUCGUCGGCGACAUCGGCGAGAAGAUUGGGCUUAAUGGAGUGGAUAACGGAUUCGUAAUGUUCAAUAACUACCAUCUGCCCAAGGAGGCGGCGCUAGACAAGUUGGGAGGUGUGGACGAUAACGGAGAUUACAAGACUCCCUUCAGGGAUCCCAGCAAGAGAUUUGGUGCAGCUCUCGGCAUCCUAUCAGGUGGCCGUGUCCAUAUCACAGCUAUCUCCACAUACUACCUCCAGAAGGCUAUAGUUAUAGCUAUCAGGUAUUCUGCUGUUAGGAAACAAUUUGGCCCUGAGAAUGCUGCUGAGGAGACACCAGUCUUGGAAUAUCAGCAGCAGCAAAUACGUCUGUUCCCGUAUCUGGCAGCUGUGUACGCGAUGAAGAUCUUCUCCGUAUGGCUGAGCACUGUCCAUAUCAACAUGACUAUCAAGAACCUCUCUGGCAGCAGCGACAACUCGGCGGCCGCGCUGGGCAUGGAGCUGCACGCGCUGUCGUCGGCCGUCAAGCCGCUGUUCGGCUGGACCUCGCGCGACGGGAUACAGAACUGCCGGGAGGCCUGCGGGGGACAUGGGUACCUUAAAGCAUCAGCAAUCGGCGAUCUCCGCAACGACAACGACGCGAACUGCACGUACGAGGGUGAGAACAGCCUCCUGCUGCAGCAGACCAGCAACUGGCUGCUCAACGUGUGGGCGCGGCGCGACAAGCUCUCCCCCGAGGACUCGCCGCUCGGCUCGCUCAACUUCCUGCAGGACGCUGAUGCGCUGCUCAAGGAGAAGUGUCCCUGGACCACCACUGAAGAGUUUAUGGAGCCCAAGAACUUAAUUCACACGUACAAAUGGCUGACGGCAUACAUGCUGAAGAGCACAGCAGAGACGGUGCACAAGCUGCGCAGUCAGGGCAAGGACAACUUCACCGCUAAGAACGAGUCGCAGGCGCUACAGGCGGUCACACUGUCCGUCGUAUAUGGAGAGAAUUACGUUUUGAAUCACUUCUACAAGACCGCGUUGGAGCAGGAGGAUGUGAACUGCAGACAGGCGCUGCUCAACCUGGUGUCACUGUACGGCGCUUUCCUACUCGAGAAACAUCUUGGUACUCUGUAUAUUGGCGGCUACCUGUGGGGCGCGGCGGGCGCGGGACUGCGCGCGGCGCUGCUGGCGGGCUGCGCGCGCCUGCGGGGGGACGCGCUCGCGCUCGUGGACUCACUGGCGCCGCCCGACUUCUGUCUCAAGUCCAUACUGGGCGCCGCCGAUGGACAGGCCUACAAACACAUUCAAUCAUCGGUUAUGACGUACCCGGGCGCCAUGUCGCGACCUGAGUGGUGGCGUGACGUCGUCUACUGGGAGUCAUACGCUCCCUCCAAACUGUAAACCUUAUCACAUACACAUAAGAUCCAUUCUACAAUACAACUAGUAAUAUGUGAUAAGUCUUGUUAAACAUGUUCAUCAAAAACAAUAAAGCACUUAAUCUUGGAGUUCCAAAAUAUUUUUUGACUGAAUUCCGAAUUCUGGAAUACACAACGAAAUGAGAAUGAAAACGUGCCGAAAAGGUGCAUAGUGCAUUGCAUAAUAUUAUCUGUUAAAUACUCGACUGUAAGGUAAAUAAUUAUGUAUAUGUUUUUAAGUGCAAUAAAGAUGUAUUUAUAUUCAGUAGAGCUAAGCUCUUAAAUGUUAUCA